AUCAGCAUGCGGAUACCAGGAUUCUUCGAUGAGCCUUUCCGUCGUCCAUUUUACAGCGGGUGCUAGUUUUCAACCAGAUUCUCUGCAUACAUCUUGGAUUCUUUGCCGUGUCAAGUUGUUUGUUGCCCGCUAACUAGGGGCAGAAAUCAAAAUGGUGAAGUUCCUUGAAGUCUUGAAGCCGUUCUGUGCGGUGCUGCCUGAAAUCUCUAAACCAGAGAGAAAGAUCCAGUUCAGGGAGAAAGUAUUAUGGACUGCCAUCACACUGUUUAUCUUCUUGGUGUGCUGCCAGAUUCCUCUGUUUGGAAUUAUGUCCUCGGACUCAGCGGAUCCCUUCUAUUGGAUGCGUGUGAUCAUGGCAUCGAACAGAGGUACAUUAAUGGAGCUGGGUAUAUCACCCAUCGUGACGUCUGGCUUGAUCAUGCAGCUGCUUGCCGGAGCUAAAAUCAUCGAGGUUGGAGAUACCCCAAAGGACCGGGCCCUCUUCAACGGAGCUCAGAAAUUGUUUGGUAUGAUCAUUACUGUUGGCCAGGCCAUCGUCUACGUCAUGACUGGCAUGUAUGGCGACCCCACAGACAUUGGCGCUGGCAUCUGCCUGCUGAUCAUCAUCCAGCUGUUUGUGGCUGGACUGAUUGUCCUGCUGCUGGACGAAUUGCUGCAGAAGGGAUACGGCCUUGGGUCUGGUAUCUCCCUCUUCAUUGCUACCAACGUGUGCGAGACCAUUGUGUGGCGAGCGUUUAGUCCGGCCACCGUCAACACUGGAAGAGGCACCGAGUUUGAGGGCGCCGUGAUAGCCCUGUUUCACCUGCUGGCCACCCGCUCCGACAAGGUGCGCGCCCUGCGCGAGGCCUUCUAUCGACAGAAUCUGCCCAACCUGAUGAAUCUGAUGGCCACCCUUCUGGUCUUUGCCAUCGUCAUCUAUUUCCAGGGAUUCCGUGUAGACCUGCCCAUCAAGUCUGCCCGUUACCGUGGCCAGUACAGCUCCUACCCCAUCAAGCUCUUCUAUACAUCCAACAUCCCCAUCAUCCUGCAGAGUACCUUGGUCUCCAACUUGUACGUCAUAUCCCAGAUGAUGGCGGUGAAAUUCAGCGGCAAUUUCUUUGUGAACCUGCUGGGGGUGUGGGCGGAAGCUGGCGACUCGGGCCCCCACCGGUCCUACCCUGUAGGUGGUCUGUGUUACUACAUGUCGCCGCCGGAGAACUUCAGCCACAUGGCGGCAGACCCAAUCCAUGCCGUCUUCUACAUCGUCUUCAUGCUGUCCUCCUGCGCCUUCUUCUCCAAGACAUGGAUUGAUGUGUCAGGCUCAUCUGCCAAGGACGUUGCCAAGCAGCUGAAGGAUCAGCAGAUGGUGAUGAGAGGACACAGGGAAAAGUCGAUGAUCCAUGAACUCAACAGGUACAUCCCGACGGCAGCCGCUUUUGGCGGUCUGUGCAUUGGCGCCCUUUCGGUCACAGCCGACCUCUUGGGUGCCAUUGGCUCGGGCACCGGUAUCCUGUUGGCUGUCACCAUCAUCUACCAGUACUUUGAGAUCUUUGUCAAGGAACAGAGCGAGAUGGGUGGCAUGGGAAGUCUACUCUUCUAGAUGAUCACAUUCGAUUCUUCUUAACUACUGGAUUCCUUUUUCUUUUUUUUUCUUUUUUUUUUUAAUGGUGAAAUGAACUGACAACAGUUUCAGCAUUUAGACGGGGCUUUGGUUUAAAAUACAAGUGUAGUGACAUCGUUGCUCUUAACUGGCAUCUUGGCUUUAACAGUAGUGUCAGAGGUGGGAUAAGGGUGGAUGAACAUAAGUCCACCAUCUGAUGGUAAGAACAGCUAUAAAACCUGACAUUGUUUGGCCCUCCCAAAAAUGUUUAUCCUUUCUUGAACUUAACUAAAAUGUUCCUUGUUGUCUCUACACCAUUUCCUUCAUUUCUUGUGCUGAGUUUCAGUUCUCCCUCUCAUUAGAACUGUUUGACUAGUGAAUGAAAAAAUCAGAAGUCUUGGUUUAGGGGAUUCCUUUUAUGUUUUACUAAGUAACUGCUUUUCUGUUAUUCAUCGCAGGUAGAGUCACUAAUGUGUCAACUUUUAAAGAAAAAUUUUGUUCAGAAAAUGAUUUUUGUCUUUAAUGUACUGUAUCUUGGACGUGUUCUUUUACAUGUUUUGAGUUUAGUUCUUUCAAAUUCCCCUAUUUAUGAAGUUACAGCCACAGGAUAUCUGUCUCACCUGCCAUUUACAUAUAUGUCGUUUGUCAGUGAGUUCAUUCGCUUCUUUUGUCUGAUCUAUCUGGAAUCUCUUAUUUCUGAUCAAAUCAUUGAGCUUGUCGGUUCGCUGAUUGCUAAAAGCCACGGAAGUGCACAGAGUUUCGUCACUGUAUGCAAGUUGUGUUGUUGUAUACCAGGGUUGAUGAUGUUUUCAUAUAUCGCGUUGCAACCAAUGGGUUUGGCGCGGGUAUUUCGUAUGAUAAGCCAGCGAACGAUGAACUAGCGUAGAAUUAACCAAACUAAAAGAAAAUGUACCCUUUGUACAAAAAUUUAACCGAAAUGCCUGUAAACUAUUGUCCCAUAAAGUCUUUUGUCAGCAACGAAUUGAUUUCAAGAACAGUGAGUUGAGUGGAUCCAAGUAUGUGUUGAAAUUUACAUUUUACAGUAUGAGCUGGCCAGAAGAGGCGAGAAAGUGUCUGUGGUCUGUCAGUGUUAAUGAAUUUCAUUAAAGGAUUCUUUAUUGAAAAAAAGAAAGAAAAUUACUUGUAGCUUCUGAACUCGAGCUCGAAUGAGAUUUUCAUGGGGGGAUGCCACCAUUGCACGGCGUGGCCACGGUGUUGAAGGCUGUUCAUUGCACGAACCUUUUGUCAUGAAUUUCAGAAACAGUGCAAACAUAGGCUUUUCCAGCCGUCGUCUACAUAUGCUUCACGCGCUUUGGGGAAGUCCAAGUUCAUAAUUUGGAACCCUUCCAGGAAUAAAACUGGAGAGGACCGGAAAAAAUAUCCUGUGUCUCUGGACAUCUCGUGUGAUUUUUUAUAACAGUAAUUCUAGUUUAUACAAACAAAACCGUUAGCAAAUACGUGUGCUUCCUUUCAGUAGUCAUACGAGACGGUUUCUGUGAUUAUGAUCAGUUGUCGAAUACACACAGUUUUAUUUUGGAGGGAAAUUAUAGUAGCACUUGAGACGGAAAAGGAGGA
Molecule: messenger RNA, 3154 nt
Organism: Acanthaster planci (crown-of-thorns starfish)
Lineage: Eukaryota; Metazoa; Echinodermata; Asteroidea; Valvatida; Acanthasteridae
Product: protein transport protein Sec61 subunit alpha-like 1
Biological process (GO): protein transport
Cellular component (GO): membrane
Source: RefSeq, a predicted model, not a curated record